AUGAAUACUGAAUAAUUAGAAUAAAUAAGAUUGAAUGCUCUCUAAUUACUUGAUAAAGGCAAAACUUUAUAUAUGAGUGACUAAAUAUUUGAAACAAAAAAAGAAGGAUAUAGUUUAAUGAUAUAAGGAUUAGAAGAACUAAUUAAAUAUGCAAAACUAGAGACUAAAAAAGAAUCUAAGAGUUUGGUGAAAUAACAGAUCAAAAUGAAUUUAGAGAUACUUGAAAAAUUAAAAGUCUAAUUGAACUCUUUAGAGAAAAAAAAUAACAUAGAAUAGAAUUAAAAUAAUAAUUAAGAAAAUUAAAAUCAACAAUUUAAGGAUGCUUAGGCUUCCAAACCUGAUUUAUUCAAUUCUAUAAAAACAAAUGUAAAAUUGGAAGAUAUAAUUGGUUUAGAACAGGCAAAGAAAUAUUUACAAGAGGCUGUCAUAAUACCAUUAAAAUUCCCAAAAUUAUUUUAAGGGAUUCGUAAUCCUUAUAAAGGUAUUCUAUUAUAUGGACCUCCAGGUACAGGUAAAACAAUUUUAGCAAAAGCGUGUGCGACUGAAUCUGAGUGCACUUUUUUAUUUGUUUCAUAUUGUGACUUAAUAUCAAAAUAUGUAGGCGAAUCCGAAAAGUUAAUUAAAUAAUUAUUUUCUUAUGCAAGACAGAAAAAACCGUGUAUCAUAUUUAUAGAUGCAAUCGAUUCAAUAUUUAGUGAUCGAGAAUGUGCUAGUGGUGAACUUAGAAGUGUAAAAACAUAACUUUUAAUUGAAUUUUAAGAUUUUAGUUAUGAUUAGAUAAUUGUGAUUGGUGAAACUAAUUUACCUUGGAAUAUAGAUAUGAGUGUUAGAAAAAGAUUUGAAAGACGAAUAUAUAUCCCACUUCUAAAUCAUGAUGAGAGAUUAAUUUUACUUUAAAAUAAGCUAAAAGAAAUACCUAAUAAUUUAAAUUUGGAUUAAUUUAAAUGUCUUGCAGAAAAAUUAGAAGGAUAUUCUGGAUCCGACAUAAUUAAUUUUAUUAAAGAGGCAUAAUCUGAAUAGAUAAGAGCAAUUCAAAAAGCCACUCAUUUUAAAAAGCAAUUUACUUAAAAUUAAACCAAAUAUAUGGUUUGUUCCUUAAAUGAUCCAGAAGCUGAGGAGAUGACAUUAAUGGACAUUCCUUCAGGGCAAUUAUUGUUAAAUGAAAAUAUUUCAUAUAGUGAUUUUUUGGCUGUACUUCCAAACCUAAAAAGAGACAUUACAUAAUAAUAAUUAAUGGAGUAUAAAAACUGGACCGAUUAAUUUGGAUACUAAGGUUGA
Molecule: messenger RNA, 1278 nt
Organism: Paramecium tetraurelia
Lineage: Eukaryota; Ciliophora; Oligohymenophorea; Peniculida; Parameciidae
Exons: 5
Biological process (GO): vacuole organization; endosomal transport
Molecular function (GO): ATP binding; ATP hydrolysis activity
Source: RefSeq, a predicted model, not a curated record